Messenger RNA from Sycon ciliatum, 578 nucleotides. Its product is annotated as cystatin-B-like. The record is from RefSeq and is a predicted model, not a curated record. Lineage: Eukaryota; Metazoa; Porifera; Calcarea; Leucosolenida; Sycettidae. The transcript has 3 exons. Gene Ontology annotation, cellular component: cytosol. Bases 84 to 401 code for a protein of 105 amino acids. Gene Ontology annotation, molecular function: cysteine-type endopeptidase inhibitor activity.
CUUGCGCAACACUGUGCAUAUUGCAAGAGGUUUCCGAAGAUUUCAGUGAUUAGUUUAGCCCGAAAGACCGUUCAGUGUUCACCAUGUCCGAAUCAGCGCAAGGACUCGGGGGAUGGAGCUCGCCCAAGCCAGCUGAAGAACCCAUCCAGGCAACAUGCGAUGCGGUGCGAAAAGCAGUGGAGGAAAAGAUCAACAGCGGACUUCCUUUUGGAAAGUAUAAUGCAACGCUCUACGUGGAACAAGUGGUGGAAGGGAUGAAUUACCGCAUGAAGGUUGAGAUCAAUACGGUAUCAGUCAUCCGUAUUCAAGUGUACCAGUCACCAUUCCUGGUUAUGGGCGCGCCCACUCCACCUCAGCUAACGGCAGUGGCUGCUGAUGGCCCUCUUGAUGGACCUUUCUAAAUUGCCUAACCAUCUCGAUCACCAUUUUAUUCGUCAAUAUUAGAAUUCAACGACAUUAUCUAGGCAUAUCUUCCUGAUCCCACAUUGAUUCCAAAAUUAAUUCUAACAAGCCUGGUUUCUUAUUUCCUUCCUACUGUGUUCCAAGGCAAGAGCUAAAAGAACUACAUUUGAAAUUUG